Molecule: messenger RNA, 1542 nt
Organism: Fibroporia radiculosa
Lineage: Eukaryota; Fungi; Basidiomycota; Agaricomycetes; Polyporales; Fibroporiaceae
Exons: 5
Coding region: 1-1542 (513 amino acids)
Molecular function (GO): oxidoreductase activity
Source: RefSeq, a predicted model, not a curated record
AUGACUGCUUCUGAAGAGCUGGAUGCUUUAUUCCCUCUGCCUACCCGGCGACAGGAUUCAUUUUGUCCGGACUGGCUUCCCGGUGUUACAUCCGAAAGCAAACUCGCUGUCUCCAGAGUUCUGAAGGCCAAUCACGAACAACGACAUGCAUUUAUCAAUGAGUACGGAUUCCAUAACCACACAUCUCACCACCUACUGGCUGUGUUCGCUCUGGGUGCUCCUCCUCCCAUAUUCGAUGCAAUAUUUGGAGACCAUAAGAGCCGCACUCUUCCGACGUUAGAGUCUCCUGGUGUGAUUGACGAAGAUAAUUUCUUUGAACAUCUCGGAAAGAGAGUGUACUACGAUGCAUAUCUCCAACACUUCCAUAAAGUAGUUUUAGAAAAGGGUGCAAGUGCCGCUAUGGAAGAAUACUUAUUCUCCCCUGCGGCCAACUUCUCCGAGACGCAAUCUGACAGCCAGAGGCAAAUGCUCACGCGCACAUUUUCGAUGCUGUUCCACCCGAUGAUUUAUCUUGGAUAUGGGCUCGAAUUUGGCAUCCCUGGACUUGUUGCCGAAGGCCUUGCGCAGAUCGCCACCCAUCCGCUUCAAGGGGAGGGUCUGAUUACUCGUGAAGAGUUUCGGACGCAGAGUGGGGUUACAACUGGUGCUUCUGGCUUUGUUUCGUCCUUCGCGUCUCUCCUCCUCAACAAGGAGCGUAGCCUCUCGGCCCCUAAGUCGACCAAUGUGCAUGCCUUGACUAUUCUUGCGCGUGUCCUUCGGGAUGAGCGUUUCUCUUCAACGUCCAUUCGCUUUGCUCCCGUGGGCCAUCGAUCUGAAAUCCUGUCACACUACAGUCAGGUUCUAGCAGAACUUGGCGACGUAUUGCGGUCGUAUGUAAAGGAGUGGUAUAUGGACUAUGACGACCCCGCACGGGUGGAAAGUAAGGUAGAGGAGCUCUGCUGGACGAACACUCUGCUGUAUAGUGUUGGCGGAUGGGGUGGGAGGAAUGUGAAGGCUGGCAAGACUUUCACUGCUGACUUCUUUUUGAUGCACAUGGUCACAUCGAGCAUCUUUGUCUCGUCCACUGUCACGUACCUGUCUCCUUCAUCUAUUGUCCAAUUCCUCCGAGCAUAUUUUAUAUCUUCCAUCGCUUGGUGGGUCGCACGAGGCCGCCCGCUGCUUCCUAUCCGAGAAUUCUACGCCGCCGUUACCGCCACACCCGUGCCAUACGGCACUGUCAAUGUCAAGCCCACGCAUGGAACAUUGUCCACCGAGGUCGCUCCAUCUAACCCAUGGCUGCCGAUUCUCCAAACGACAAUUGUACAUCAGGACGAUCAUAUUGGCAAGCUGCAGAGAGCAUUGGCUCACUUCGCGACAAAGUACGGCGACCGGCCUAAGGGUCAUCUUUCUGUUCUCGCCGACGUUGAUGAUGUUAGUCUGGAUGGUGUGGAGGUCCUUGACGGUACCUUAUUCAUAAGGGCUGCUGGACUCACGGCGAAUGAGCUUGGGUGGAUGAAAGAGGGGCAAGCGCGCGGAGAAUGGUCCAUCGACGCGUUUUAUUGA